AUUUAUGCCUAAACAAGUUUAAUAAGAAUAGGCAGGAGGGAAAUUUGUUUCAACAGGAGAUCCUGUUGAAGAUGAUAGAAAUUGGAUUGGAAGAGUUAAUAAUGAAUUAACAUGUACAGCUGCUUGGAAUAGAUAUUGGGGAUUUUUAGCAAGCAAUUCAGAAAAUCUUAAAUUAGAGGAUACUACUAAACCUUAUAAUAUAGAUGAAUAAAUUAAAAAUCUAUAAUAAGUAAUUCUAAAUAUUUAUAUCAAAAGGAAAUCCAAAAAAUUGAAGUUGAUCCUAAUAAAAUUACAAUAAAUAGAACUUAUGGUAAAGGAGAUGCUUUAGAAAAGUUUUAAACUGAUCAAUAUAAUAAAACAAGAAAUAAAGACCUUAAACCUUAAGAUAGAAAAAUUCCAAAGACUUGGAAAUAUCAAAAAGAUGGAAACCAAAACCUGAUCCUUAUGAUCCAAUCUAAAAUAUGUUCAAAAGUAAUAAAAAGAAAUGAAAUAAAUGUUCAAAUUUACAAUAAUUAUUUAUAAGUUCAUCAUUAUAAAUGCAAUUAUCGAAAUCAAUAUUCUGUUCUUUUAUUUAGUUUCAUAGAUAUUUAUUAUUUAUCAAUGAAAUGUCAUAGUAUAUAAGUUGUAUAUCAAAUUUCUUUAUUGUUUAUACAAGUAAAAAAAACAAGUGAGUUUUUUUUAUACUAUUUAAAUAUUAAUAAUUUCUAUUUUGGAGCAUAUUAGCAAAAAGUUAUUGCUAUAAAAAUAUAAAUAUAAAGAACCAUUAUUUUUAUGAUUUAAACUUUUUAAGAAACAAAGUAAUAGAAAAUUUAUGAAAAGUAUUUUAUUACUUAAAACAUUUUAUUGAAAUGUUUAAGUUGUUUUUAUUGA
Molecule: messenger RNA, 870 nt
Organism: Paramecium sonneborni
Lineage: Eukaryota; Ciliophora; Oligohymenophorea; Peniculida; Parameciidae
Source: the annotation of a GenBank genome assembly